UCUAUACAGAGGCGGGCUCAGUAACCAUGCAGCCUCUUCAAUACAUCUAGACAAUACUGACUUAUUUUAUGCUUUUCAAACAUAGAAUAUUAAAACACUUGAAAACACAUGUAAAUUUAUAAAAAUACUAUUAAUUAGACGCAUGUUUAUCAAAUAAAACACUCUGUUAAAGUUUCACGUACUUGGACUAAAUGUGGCCGAGAAGCAAAAUGCAAUGCAUUGGCUUAAUAACAGUUCACUUGCUUGGUUCCUGUCUUGGCGCUGUAGCAAAUACGAUACCAAGCACUACCUCCCCUCCAGAUAGCACCAGUUCAACGAUACCGUCGACCGGAAAGCGAGUGGAGAGGUCAGCAGGAGACGACGGGGCAUAUCUCGAUUAUUUGCCCAAUGUUGGAAACUACAAUUCCAACGGUAGACUAGAUAAUAGUGACAACAGAAUGGAACCGUUCUCUGUAUUGAGUGGUUGGGAUGCUCAACAUACAGAUCAACUUAACUCAGAGCAAAUGUCUUGGGCGCUCGAACCCCAGGUUGGAAAGCGUCCUAAACGUCUGCACGGAGAUGCACGGCUGGUUGAGAGUGCGCUAGAAGCAGUAGGUAGAGAAGCAGCGAGCACUGUUCUUGCGCGACAACAACGAACUGGAAGAAUGUACGAUGUUCCCCAAAUAGAAUGCCCGCGGUCUCCUGACCACACAGAGAGGUUUGCAUGCCCACGUCCUGACCGGCGAGGAAGGUUCCGAUGUAUAGAUGACCGAAGCCUCUGUGACGGUUUCUAUGAUUGCCCGGGCAAAGAAGAUGAAUCUCCUGAACACUGCUUAUUCUUCAAAACGACAAAAGCACAUCUGGACAUUCUAGCAGAAGCGCUUCUACGAUGGGCACGUGGACGUUGAGUGCACUCCAGCUGUGAACAGUGUUGAGAAGAAAGGACUUUUAAAUUUACAGUUUGUGACCAAACAAACCGUAGAGGCUGUGUGAGGACUAUUUUACAAAAAUCAGAAAUUACAAAAAUUGAAUUUAAAAUUUUCUCCUCUGCUACUCAACCUUGAAAAAUAAACUUCAGACCAAGAUUAAAUUGGAAUUUAAUGAUAUCGUUAAGAAUUGAUGUUUAUCUUCUCUGUAUCUCUUCAUAAGUCCGCCAAACAUGUAUAUCCGGCCUAUAAAUAUAAAACCGGUAUUCUGAUUUCCAACCUGCAUGGAGUAGAAAUAAACCUGGUUUUUUGUCAGGACCCUAAACUUGAGUUCAAACCAAGUCUAGUCUACAAAAGAGAAAAACCGGUUUGGCAGCCCACAGCUUAACUGGUACUUCCCGACCCAGAUAAAAAAAACUGGUAUUUCAUCUGUACAAACUGUACAGCGUGAAUAAAACUGUUUCCAGCCUAGUCGAUAUAAAUCGUCUUCUGGAGAGCCAUGGUUCCCAAUAAGCCAUGGUUGAACUUGAAGUGAAACUUUUGUAUAGUUCUGUUAAAAGCCAUGUGUUUCCUAUUGUUAAAACUGGUUUCUGAGAAGAGCUGAUGUUUUUUAACUUCGUUUCAUUGUACCAAGCUGCAGACCCUGAACUAGAUAAUCAGCGGUUGGCUUACAGGUUUCUAUAUUUGAGAGACCAGCAUAAUCGCAGCUCUUGGUAAUCCAUGUUCUUGGUGAUCCUCGUUCUUGGUGAUCCUCGUUCUGUGCGAUCCUCGUUAUAUCCUUCUCCUCUUCUUUUUAAAUACUCUAAUACGUUAAUAUCUACAGAAUCUCUAAAUGCAAUAAAGCAAAGAGAGAGAUUCUAAUGGUAAAGAUCACUUAAAACCUGCCUAAACAAUAUGCUUAAUAUAUUCUUGAAUUGGACUAUUAGACUUUUUUAAGUAACCCUUUAUUUUUAGAGGGACAUGUUCGAUUCACAAUGGGUUUCUUUAGUUUUUUUAUCAUCUAAACCGGUGUGCACAAUUCAUGUACAGGUACAGUGUAUGUACAUGUACACAUAUAGUGUACAUGAUAUACCUCACUUUUCAGCUAGAAA
This is a messenger RNA of Eurytemora carolleeae, 1996 nucleotides long. RefSeq lists its product as uncharacterized. Gene Ontology annotation, cellular component: terminal bouton. The coding region runs from base 192 to 887 and encodes 231 amino acids. NCBI's taxonomy places the organism in Eukaryota, Metazoa, Arthropoda, Copepoda, Calanoida, Temoridae. The transcript has 4 exons. Gene Ontology annotation, biological process: positive regulation of MAPK cascade. The record is from RefSeq and is a predicted model, not a curated record. Gene Ontology annotation, molecular function: transmembrane receptor protein tyrosine kinase activator activity; protein binding.